Cyclocybe aegerita is the source of this 3768-nucleotide messenger RNA. Lineage: Eukaryota; Fungi; Basidiomycota; Agaricomycetes; Agaricales; Hemipholiotaceae. The record is from the annotation of a GenBank genome assembly.
AUGUCUGGCUCCAGCGCAGCAGAGAAGGGCCUCAACCAGAAGCGUACGGCGAUCAGCCUAAGAGGUUUGCCGCUCGUCGCGCUCAGUUUCCAGACGCUUGGUAUUAUUUACUCCGAUAUCGGCACUUCCCCGCUCUACGUUCUCAACGGCAUCUGGCCAUCGAGCGGUCCUAUGCCUUCCAAUGAGGACAUCAUCGGCGGUGUCAGCGCAAUCAUCUGGUCUCUCACUCUCCUUCCGUUGCUCAAAUAUACCUUGAUCUCGCUUUACUUCGGAACGAAAGAAGGGGAGGGUGGCUCGUUCGCGCUGUACCAGGGCCUCUACCCCCGCGAAGAAGUUGACGUCGACUCGGAUCGAACGCUUACCGGCGACAGCUACCUCGGCAAGGAGCGCCCAAAACAUAGCUCGCUCAAGGAUAAGGCACGCUGGCCUCUCUUACUCUGGUGUCUCUUCGGGACGGCACUGACGAUGGCCGACGGUGUCUUCACACCCGCUGUGUCCGUCACGAGCGCUGUAUCAGGUAUCGGCGUCGCGAAAGCUUCGGUUCUGGGUGAUAUCGUCCCGAUAUCUGUGGUGUUCCUCCUCGCCUUGUUCUUUGUCCAACAAUUCGGGACUGCUCGCCUUGCAUUCACAUUCGCGCCGGUCUCAUUCAUCUGGUUCCUCCUUUUGAUGGGCACGGGCAUCUACAACAUCACUCUAUACCCUGGGAUAUUCCGUGCAUUCGAUCCCUCGUGUGCGAUAAUGCUGUUCAUCCGCACGAAGAACUACGAUCUACUCGCCGGCAUCCUCCUCGCCGUAACUGGGUGUGAAGCCAUGUUUGCCAACCUUGGACAGUUCAACGCGAUGUCGAUUCGGAUGUCCUUCUGCAUCUUCGUCUACCCUGCCCUCAUCUUAGCCUACCUCGGCCAAGGCGCUCGUCUGAUCGUCGACGGAGAGCAAGUUCUCGCCCAGGUCUUCUACAAUUCGAUUCCCGGACCUGUCGAUGGGCCUUUGUUCUGGAUCAUGUUCAUCUUUGCUGUCCUCGCAACGCUCAUCGCCUCCCAAGCCAUGAUCACGGCAACCUUCAGUCUUGUCCAGCAAGUCAUUAACUCCAAAGCCUUCCCGCCCAUCCGGAUGCUCUACACCUCGGAGACCAUCCAAGGCCAGGUCUACAUCCCAGCUAUCAACUGGAUACUCAUGAUUGCCACCAUCGUCAUGGUCGUCGUCUUUACAAACCUGACGAAUUUGACGAAUGCGUAUGGAUUCGCGGUGUCGACGGUCAUGUUCUCGACGAGCUUGCUCCUCACCAUUCAGAUGCGUUGGGUUAAGCAUCUGCCAAUCAUUGUUGGGAUUGCAUAUUUCUUGACGUUUGGGUUCUUUGAUGCCCUCUUCUGGGGUGCUGCGCUCAAGAAAGUUCCUUUGGGAGCAUGGGUUCCGCUUCUCAUGGGAAGCCUCCUGCUUCUGAUUAUGUUCCUCUGGGUGUGGGCCAAGUCCCUCGAAGAUGCCUUCGACGGACAGAACCGCAUGAACCUCCGACACUUUAUCGGCCACACCACUAGCCAGAAACCAAGCUCGCCUGUUUCCGAUGACGAUGAGGGUACGACAGAGGAGGACGCAGCGUACUACUUCAUGACGAAGAGCCGACCCCCAUCGGAGAAGGGCUUCGAACCCGAUUCCACGGAGAAUAAGCAAGCGCUACAACGGAUCCCGACGUGCGCUGUCUUCCACAAGAUUGCUUCGGGGAAGGGUGUGCCGCAUACGUUCAUCGGUUUCAUAAGGCAAUGGCCGUCUCUUCCGCGCAUUGUCAUUUUCCUCUCUGUCUGUGUCGUCCCGAUGGCACGCGUAUCUGUUGAAGACAGAUACGUUGUGACGAAAGUCCGCACUGUUGAUGGUUUCUACGGAGUCACUUACUAUAUCGGUUUCCGGGAUAAGUUCGACGUCCAGGUCCAAGACCUGAUCGAAAAGAUCUGCGACGUGGAGAGGCAGCUGAACCCAAGAAUAUCAGAGUCAAUCCUCGAGGAGAUCAGGACGGUGUCAAAAACUGCAACCCAUAUUGCGCCACACUACCACGUCGUCUCGAAGAAAGUCAACGUCGGGCUAACAUCGCCUGUUAUCAAUUACGUUCGUGCGCUGCUCAUCGAGUCAAUAUAUCGGCGUUUAGCCACGAUGUUCCCGGAGACCGCCAAUUGGCUAACCUCGGCUGAUGAACAGGCGGCUGUGACUGUUGUAACCUUUCCAGAAGUUUCGAUCAGUUGUCUACGUCUACGUGUGCAACGUACAGCAUCUGGCUCCCUUCUCAUUCAGUUCUGGCAAGAACGUCCAGAAAUGCCGUUGAACUACUCCAAGUGGGACCAACUCGAGUUGUCGGACGAUUCUGACAUCGAGGGGCACCCAAAUGUUGAUAAGAAGUCCCUCAUUCGGUGGAAACAACGCGACAUCCACGAGAAGCGUGAGGCGCGCAAACACAAAAUACAGAGCCUACGCGCCCAGAUCGACUGCAACGACGUCCUUCUACCGCGAAUCAAAGAAAUAAGGGACAAUCUCAAGAAUCCACCUUCAUCAACGCCUGCACCUACGUACUUCAGCUCGCUUGUUGACCAACUCCAAACCAAUCCUUCGCGGGACUGCCCUCCUGGGAAUGACUCGACCAAGAUCGAGCAGACCUACGAUGGCAUGCUGUUGAGCUUGCUGAAGAUGGUCGGUGAAAAGGCGAAGGAGAGGGUGAAGGAAAACGGGUUGCUCGAGGCAGAUAAGGAGAAGAGACUAACAAAGGAGUUGAUCGUCGAGAUGGAGACUCACGUCAAGCAGCUUGGUGAGACCAUCGAGAGGGAUCGGAAGGAGAUGGAAGAAGAAAUUCAUGAGCAAAAGAAGCACAUUACGAUGGAUGACCUCCAUGAAGGUUUCGAGAACAAGUAUGUUCCUCCAAAACCCGCUCCUCCACCCAUCCCUCUUGCCAAGAGUGAACCAAAGAAAGAGAAGGGCAAGGAGAAGGCAACAACAAUUGAAGUGCUGAACCCCAAAGCUGCAGAAUCGACCACCAGCGCCCCCAUAUCCAAGCCCGACGACGAUGAGGCGGCGGAAGGGCUUCCAGAGUUGACACCGAGCCUGGAAGCUUUCUCGAAGCUACCUUUGGGUGAUUAUGAAAAGUCUUUCCACUUCAUCCAACAACAUCGCGAUGUGUAUGUCCCCAGCGCCUCCGAUGCGCUCCUUGUCGCAGCGUUCGCUGCACAGGGAGAAGGCAAACCCAAAUACGCUAAGCAAUGCAUCCACCAAAGUCUUCUCCUCCAGUACUGUGAGAAGCUGGGUCCUGACGGCGUCGGCGUAUUUUUCAAGAAGAUGGUGUCGGGCGACAAGCGGGCUCUCAAAGUGUUCAUAGAUGACGUCGAGAAGACCUACCAGCAUGUCGUGACGCGGGUAAAGAUCAACCAAGAGGAGCAAAGACAAGGGGACCGCGAACAGAUCCAGCUCGUGCCAGAAAACCCCAACGUGACCAUCUCGUUCAACGUUCCGGACGGGCCACCGCCCGACGAGCUUCAGCUCGAAGGUCCAGGAACGGAAGGCCUGGAUGUCGAGGAAGUGCGCAAGGCGCUGCAGUUCAGAUGGGAUGUGUUCCAGGGCUUCCCGGCGGCCUUGCAGGAGGCGCUCAAAGCGGGCGAGCUGGACGGCGUGAACAAGGUGCUGGGUGAGAUGGAUGUCGCAGAGGCAGAGGGGAUCGUGAGCAAUUUGGACGUCGCAGGUAUCUUGAACUUCGCAGAAGGUGGCAUUCGGGAUGAGACUGGGAAGGAUGCUUGA